Molecule: messenger RNA, 423 nt
Organism: Ananas comosus (pineapple)
Lineage: Eukaryota; Viridiplantae; Streptophyta; Magnoliopsida; Poales; Bromeliaceae
Product: outer envelope pore protein 37, chloroplastic-like
Exons: 1
Coding region: 1-423 (140 amino acids)
Biological process (GO): monoatomic cation transport
Cellular component (GO): chloroplast outer membrane
Molecular function (GO): monoatomic ion channel activity
Source: RefSeq, a predicted model, not a curated record
AUGGGAGACUCCCUUCCUCCAAACCCUAACCCUAGCUCACCCCCAUCGCUCCCUCCACCGCCAACAUCUUCUCCUGCUCCCCAGAGCUCCACCGCUUGCGGUGGCGGCGGCAUCGUCGGCGUGCGCCGCCCCCCGAUCCGGGUGACCUCGGAGUUCGACAGCGAGAGCUCCCUCUUCCUCCACAAGCUCUCGUGCAAGCUCUUCGACGGGCUCGCGAAGCUGAAGCUCUCGUUCCAGAACGACCCCAAGGGCGGCGUCGGCUUCCCCGAGCUCGGCUUCCUCACGAAGCACUUCUCCGUCCUCUACGACCUCGAGUCGCGCAACGCGCUUCUCAAGGGCUCCUUCGACCUCGCCGAUUCGUUGCAAGUUCGAGCCACCCAUGACGUUAAGGUCCACUCCCCAGCGCUUCUUCCUCUCUUGUGA